This is a messenger RNA of Equus quagga, 4509 nucleotides long. Its product is annotated as zinc finger protein 426-like. Bases 547 to 1218 code for a protein of 223 amino acids. Gene Ontology annotation, molecular function: RNA polymerase II cis-regulatory region sequence-specific DNA binding; DNA-binding transcription repressor activity, RNA polymerase II-specific. The record is from RefSeq and is a predicted model, not a curated record. Gene Ontology annotation, biological process: negative regulation of transcription by RNA polymerase II. The transcript is spliced from 6 exons. Lineage: Eukaryota; Metazoa; Chordata; Mammalia; Perissodactyla; Equidae.
GGUGGAGUUGUUAUAUCGGUCAUUGUGCGCUCGCCCUGUCUUCGGUGCGGCCCGAGAAGGGAGGGCCCUGGGCGCACGGAGGGCGUUAAAGGACAGGUGCGGCCCGGGACCCGAGGGGCUCCGUAGAGAGGCCGGGCCUCCGCUCGUCCGCCCGGCCGCUGGGCCCCGCGCUGAGCCGGGGCGGGAAGGGCGCCGUGCGGGGCGUUGGCGUCCCCUGCGCUUCCCUGGUCAGAGCCUCCGCGUCACCUUCGAGACUUUUCCCCAGAAGGAGAAGCAGCUCCGCUGUGCGAGUUCCGUUGCUGAGGCCCCGCGCCCUCCGGUCCUCAGGACCUGCGACCCCGCCGUGUGCCUGUCUUCUUUCUAAGGACAUUUUCUGCCUUCCUGAGGAAAAGAUACAAGUAGAGAAAGGAUGGCGACUGACUGUUUGACAAGUUGUUCUCAGGUAAUUACAAGGACUCAGUUUCCUUUGCCGAUGUGGCUGUGCACUUCACUCAAGAGGAGUGGACUUUACUGGGCCUGACUGAGAAAAAUUUAUACAGAGACGUGAUGCUGGAGAACUAUAAGAACCUGACCACAGUAGGGUAUCAGUUGUUUAAACCCAAUGUGAUCUCUUGGUUGGAAGAAGAGGAGUUAGGGACAGUGGAGAGAGUCCUCGAAGAAUGGGCAAUACAACUGAAAACCAAAGACUCAGCAAUUCAGCAGGUUAGUUCUGAGGCAAAAGCAUCUGCUAGGAUAGAAAUGGAAAGAAUCCCCAGUGGGUGGGAACUCUAUGAUUGUGAGCAGUGUGGGAAACACUUCAGUGAAUGUUCAUGCCUUGAGACACACAGGAGAGCUCACGAUGGAGGGAACCCUCAUGAUGAUGAUCAGUAUGGGAAAAGCUUCCUUACUCUGCAGAAGAAAACCUCUACUGGAGAGAAGCUUUUCAUGUUGAAUCAGUUGGGAAAAGCCAUCAGCCCGACUCUAGAUAUUGUGUACUGGAAAACUAGCAUGCAAGGGGAAGACUUUGAAUGCAGUGAUGGUGGAAAAGCCUUUGCUGAUCACUCUUACCUUUGGGCCCAAAUGAGAACUCACAAUGGAGAAAAACUCCAUGAAAGGAAGGAAUGUGGGAGAUCUUUUAUUCACUCCACAAGUGUUGGUGUACAUAUACAAACUCACACCGGUAAUAGUCAUUAUGAAUGUAAUGAAUGUGGAAAAUCCUUUAAAGGUUUCCAUACCUGAACUCUCACGUUCAGAUUCAUACUGGAAUAAAACCCUUUAAGUGUAAGGAAUGUGGGAAGGCCUUCACUCGAUAUGAGUCCCUUACUGUCCAUAGAAGAACUCACACUGGACCGAAGCCUUUUAAAUGUGGCAAAUGUGGGAAAGCCUUUGCUUCUUCCUCAAGUCAUAGUAAACAUUUUAGAACUCACACUGGUGAGAAGCGUUUUGAGUGUAAUAUAUGUGAAAAAAGAUUUACCAGAUCUUCAUACUUAAUCAUUCACAAGCGUACUCACACUGGAGGGAAUCCCUAUAAAUGUAAGGAAUGUGGGGAAGAGUUCAGUUCUUCUAUAGACCAUGACAGUCACAAGCAAACUCACACCAGACAGAAACCCUAUGAAUGUAACAAGUGUGGCAAAGGCUUUACACGUCCUGUGCAUCUUAACAUUCACAUGAGCACUCACACUGGAGAGAAACCCUAUGAAUGUAAGGAAUGUGGGAAAGCCUUCGCUUGAUAUGCAUGCCUUAUUCGCCAUGGAAGAACUCACACUGGAGAGAAGCCUUUUAAAUGUGACAAAUGUGGGAAAGCCUUUGCUAUGUCCUCAAAUCUUGGUGAACAUUUUAGAAUUCAUACUGGAGAAAAGCGUUUUGGUUGUAAUAUAUGUGGGAAAAAAUUUGCUAGGGCUUCAUAUGUAAUCAUUCACAAGCGUACUCACACUGGAGAGAAACCCUGUAAAUGUAAGGAAUGUGGAAAGGGCUUUCAAUGUUGUCACCUUAGGAUUCACAAGCAAACUCAUACUGGAGAAAAACCCUAUUAACAUAAGGAAUUUGGGGAAGCCUUCACUAAAUCGUCAGGCUGUAUUGACCACAUAAAAGCUCACAGUGGAGAGAAGCCCUUUAAAUGUGACAUAUAUAGGAAAACCUUUGAUAGUUCCUCAAAUCUUGAUAAACAUUUUAGACCCAUACUAGACAUAAGCCCUUUUGAGUGUAACGUGUGUAGGAAAAUAUUUACCAGUUCUUGGUACUUGAUGAUUCAGAAGUGUACUCACACUGGAGAGAAACCUUAGAAAUGUAAGGAAUGUUGGAAAUCCUUCAGUUUCCCAGUUCCUUUUGGUGUCAUGAAGGAAAUCCCCUGGAGAGAAAGUGUAUUAGCGUAAGGAAUGUGGUAAAACCCUCAGGAGUCCUUAUUCACUCCAAAGGUAUGAAAGGACCGCACUGCAGAGAUGCUUUCCAAUUAAGAAAUGAAGGAAAGCCAUGAGAUUCUCCUCACAGCCCAGCAUGUAAGGACUAACAGUGAAGCCAUAGUAUUAAGAAACAUGGAAAGCCCUUCCCUAUUUCCUCAGUGAAAUAUGUAUUUCUUACAUGUGAGAGAUCUCACAGUGGAGACAAAUCCAGCUGAUAGGUGGGAAAAUUGUUCUGCCAGUGUUCACUUGUGAUUUCACUUUGGAGAAAAGCUUUACGAAUGUAAGAAAUGUUGUAGAGUCGUUAUUUCCCAUUGUAUCAUUUCUCAUCUUUAGUAAAGGUGGUGAUCUACAGUCAAGAGGAAGUGAGUACAGGAAAUAGGGGAAGUGCUACCCUGAGUGUGUGAAUCUUAGGGUCUUCUGAGAUGCAUAGCAUCCUGGGUGGUUCUCUAGAUCUAUUUUAAGCCUUUGUGAUUAGGCCCUAACCAUUCUUGUGCAUGAUGUCUCUUUCUUUCUGCUGAUAGGCCAGUCUAGUUCCCCCACAUUCCAAGUUGCACCCUGGUCAAAAGUUGGUCUACACCAUUCACAUCUAAUCCUCUUCUAACUACCUCAUCUCUCUUGUUGGAUUGACAUGGUCUUACAUUGUGAAGGCAGUGUCUGCUUGACUGUGUGGAGUGCUCACUGAACUCAUUUAGGGUGAGUCAUGCUGGCCACUGUAUUUGGUGGUAAAAAGACAUCUCUGUAAAUUUUAUAAAAUUAUCUUUUCCCUCUCACACGAGAUCCUUUCAGAUAAAAAGUCAGUUUCAAGCAUGGUGUAGUUGAGAGAGAACUGAGAGAACACUUACAAUGUGGGAUACCCUGAUCUCAUGAUCUUUGUGGGUGAACAACAACCCUACUACCUCGGGAGGACUUUUAACCUCAAGCUGUACAGGAUGAUGGUGAGAAUCAGGAAUGUUCUCUUUCACAGCAUACCCCACCACAGCCUGGCAAAAUAAUGAUCUCAUUUGUCUGCCUCAAGCAACUGUUACUGGUGAUAGGACCUGCUUCUAUGUUUGUCAUUCGAUCCAUGGGCUGUGGAAAUAGAAAAACUCAUGUCAGUAUACCCGGUCUGGAUAAUCUGCUGUGCUGCAGGCCCUUUUUGGGAGGGCAUCGCCUCAGUGUGAACCCUGGAUGUAGACAGACCAGCACAAUAUCAUUUCACCUUCAGUGAUACACGUUCACAUGGUUUGGAUGCUCAAGCAACCUUGGCUGUGUCAGGUAUGGCCAUCAGGCAUGCAGAUGCUUGAUGACACCUUCUUGUGACUUGAAGCACUGUAUGAGAAUCUAAAUCAAGCUUAAUAAGUCCCGAACAAGAAUUCUGUGUUAUGUUUGUGUCACAUGUUUGUGUGUUUGGAGGAGUAUGUCAUGUUGUGGUUCACCUGGGGUAGGUAUUUUGUUAUUCAGUGCCUCUGUUGUCCUUUUAAUUAUUGGCAACAACACCAAAGAUCAGCUGAUUAUUUUUAACCUUUUGUGUGUAGUGUAAGGUCGUGGAUUGACCUUAGAUGAGAUCCUGAUUGUAAGAAGACCUGGUGGUCCUAUCAGAAGUUGUCACUGUUGCCACAGUCUAAGAGCUUGUGGGUAGUGUUUGAGGUCACUUCUGCAGAUUGGCCUUAUCCUGCUGCCUGCACUGUUAUAGUGGCAGCAUCCUCAAUAAGGGCUGUGCAAGAGAAAUGGAGGAGAUUUCGUCCCAGCUUUUGUUGGUUAGUGGCUGAGAAAUGGGCAUAUUCAUGUGAAUACACUCCAAAAGCCAAGAUGAUGUGAGCCAUAUAUGCUACAACACAGUGAGUCUUUAAAAAUAUUCUAAGUGGAAAAAAGCUAUUGAUUAAAAAUUGUAUGAUUCCAUAUAUAUGAAGUGUCUAGAAAAUCUGAAUCUAUUGAGACAGGAGAUUUGUGUUCACCUGUAAAGUGAGAAGGCAAAUGGGGAUUUUGACUGCCAACAGCUGCAUUGGAAAUGAUGAAAAUAUUCUAACACUUCUCUGCAUUCUAAAAGCCUCUACAUUUACUAAACAAUGUUGAAUUAUAUAAAUGGAUGAAUUGUAUGCUAUGUGAAUUAUAUCAAGAAAGCUGUUUCAAGAAACAAAAGGGAAAAUUGUGA